AAUCCGUAUCGUUUUCCAUUCGCUGACUUUCAGUUAACCAAUCCCAACUUUUUUAUUCGAGAGAAUAUAUAAAUUAUAAGUUGUAAAUUGGUUUGCACAAACUUUAGCUCCAUUCGCCAUGCAUACCACGGUGUGGCUCGGUGAUGUGGUUUGCCACAUUUGGCACACGUAUCUGAAAAUAAUAUUAAACUACGAAACAUUCUCCAUCUGGAACUUCCCGACUAAUUUGGAUGGAAAGACGAUGCUUGCAGGCCCCUUUGUUUGCAGCUCCGAGGCGAUGUUCCCCUACAUCUUCUACUAUAUCCUCGGCAUCAGUGUCCUUGGGGUGCUUUACAAUUUCCUAGAGCUCUUCAACCUUUUCUUCGCGAGGCGCGGCACACAUCUGGUGAGGAUGUGGCGGCCACGGACUAUCACGCAUUUCAGGGACACGCAAUUGCGCCGUUUUCGAAUCGUCGGAACCAUUAUAAUGUUUAAAGCGUGGGCACUACUGCUAUACGCCCUGGUAAACAUCCAGCCGAAUUACAUGACUCCCUGGGUGAUGAUUUUCGGCACCGCCAUAGCCAUCGACACGUUCUUUUGGACGUUGGAUGUCCUAUUGUGGCAGGCGCAGCGUCAGCGCUCCUUGCUGAUCCUUUUGUUUCCGUUGACCAACUUGUACUGUGUCCUUUGCGUGCGGGCGACCCUCAAGCAACUGAUCGAGCAUUACGGUACGCAGGAUCUUGUUUGGUGGACAUGACGAUUUUGAGCAAAAUAAAUUGAAAUUGUCAAAAGAAGUGAAUGCAAAGUACUAUUUUACUAGGUUUUACGCCAUAAUCUAAAAGUCGUAUUAACAGAAAUGAACCAUUUGAAAACAA
Molecule: messenger RNA, 854 nt
Organism: Drosophila santomea
Lineage: Eukaryota; Metazoa; Arthropoda; Insecta; Diptera; Drosophilidae
Exons: 3
Coding region: 119-736 (205 amino acids)
Source: RefSeq, a predicted model, not a curated record